GGUAUAUGACGUCACGUCGCUAGACUGCAGCACGCUCUCGGCUGACUUUCUGCAGGAAGCGCCGAAUACAGGUGUUUUUAAAGCGGCGGACCGGCGGUAAAUCCAUUUAAUAAAGAAUGGGUCCUUCUCUUUUGAGCCGUGGUGUAUGUAGCUCCUGCUUAAGGGUAAGGCUGCACAUGCUUACGUUGCCUAAGAAAUGGAAGCUGACAACACACUUGGGAGCUUUAAGAAACAUUUAUAGUGAGACAGGAAAAUGGGAGAAAGAGUAUGGACUGGAGACGAGAAAAAAGGUGGAAAAUUGGUGGCGUCUCAAAAUAAAGGAUCGAUUCACUACCAUCAGUGAAGUCGAUACAUCAAAGCCAAAGUUUUAUGUGUUAUCCAUGUUCCCAUACCCCUCAGGAAAACUCCACAUGGGUCAUGUCCGGGUGUACACAAUAAGUGAUACAGUAGCCAGAUUCCAGAAGAUGAGAGGCAUGCAGGUUAUUAAUCCAAUGGGGUGGGAUUCAUUUGGACUCCCUGCGGAAAAUGCUGCAAUUGAACAUGGAUCAAAGCCGCAUAUCUGGACAGACAGUAAUAUCAAGCAUAUGAGGGAGCAACUUGAAAGAAUAGGCCUCUGCUUUAACUGGGACAGGGAAAUCACAACGUGUUCUGAAGAUUAUUAUAAAUGGACUCAGUACCUCUUUGUUAAGAUGUAUGAAGCAGGACUUGCCUAUCAGAAAGAGGCUAUGGUUAACUGGGAUCCAGUAGACCACACAGUGCUUGCGAAUGAGCAAGUGGAUGAAAAUGGAUGUUCAUGGCGCUCUGGGGCCAAAGUUGAACAAAAAUACCUAAAGCAGUGGUUUCUCAAAACAACAGUGUUUGCAAAGGCUAUGAGUGAUGCAUUGGCUGAUCUUCCAGAGUGGUAUGGUGUGAAAAGCAUGCAAGCCAACUGGAUUGGGGACUGCAAAGGUUGCUUUUUUGACUACAUGUUAAAGGUGGAUGAUGUGGAAACGGGAGAGAAGAUUUCAGCAUAUGCCUUUAAUCCUGAGGCUAUUUAUGGAGCAUCACAUAUAGCAAUUUUACCAAACCAUAGACUUCUUCAUGGGAACAGCAGCCUAAAAGAACAGCUGCAAGAAGCAUUCACGGCUGGCACAGAUUGCCUUACCCGCGUGUCUGCUGUAAAUCUAUUUACUAAGCAAGAGAUUCCUGUUGUUAUUUCUGCAAAAUCUGAGUUUGAGGGCUAUCUAGACACUAGAAUCGGUAUCCCUAGCACCAGUCUGGAGGAUGCAGCUAUAGCUGAUAAAUUGGGACUGUCCUAUAUCAGGGUUACUGAACGAACCAAUGAUGAUACAGAGAAGAUUAUAAACUCAGGAAAGUUCACUGGUCUGACCAGACAAGAGGCGUUUAUUGCUAUCACCCAGGAGGCACAAAAUGAUGGAGUGGGAGGACAUUUAACUAGUGACAAACUAAGGGACUGGCUGAUAUCAAGACAACGCUAUUGGGGCACUCCAAUCCCCAUUAUUCAUUGUCCAUCUUGUGGAACUGUGCCCGUGCCUUAUGAUGACUUACCAGUGGUUUUGCCCAAUGUAGCUUCAUUGACAAGGAAGGGAACGUCGCCAUUAGCUAGUGUCUCUGAAUGGCUAAAUUGCAAGUGUCCCAGGUGUGCAGGAGCAGCUGUAAGAGAAACCGACACAAUGGAUACGUUUGUUGAUUCUGCUUGGUACUACUUGAGAUAUACUGACCCCCAUAACACAGAAAGGCCUUUUAGUAAGCCCUUGGCCGACUUCUGGAUGCCGGUAGAUUUGUACAUUGGAGGGAAGGAGCACGCUGUAAUGCAUUUGUAUUACGCCCGUUUCUUUAACCACUUCUGCAGUUCCCAGGAUAUGGUGAAACACAGGGAACCUUUUCAGAAGCUCUUGGUUCAGGGUCUUAUCAAAGGACAGACAUUUAAACUUGCAUCAACUGGAAGGUAUCUAAAGAAACAUGAAGUUGAUAUUAGUGGUUCUGAGCCACGGCACACUGAGACAGGUGAAAAGCUCCAAAUUACAUGGGAGAAAAUGAGCAAAUCCAAGCACAAUGGAGUUGACCCAGAAGAAAUGGUGGAACUAUACGGAAUUGACACCACCAGACUCUAUCUUCUCUUUGCUGCUCCGCCAGAACAAGACAUUUUAUGGGAUGUGAAGACUGAUGCCAUACCUGGGGUAAGAAGAUGGCAAUCUCGGCUGUGGUCCCUAACCGCAAAAUUUAUUGAAGCCCGGAACUCUUUAACGGUGCCAAACCCUACGCUGCUUACUAAGAAAGAAGCCAAAGAGGCCUGGAAAAUAUGGGAAAACAGAAAUCUUGCUGUAUCUGAGGUUACCAGCCACUUCUCUGAGGAUUACUUGUUCAACGCAGCUAUUUCCCAGCUAAUGAGUCUCAGCAACACACUGUCGCAAUCAAGCUCACGGGUUAUUCAGCACAGCUCUGAGUAUGAAGAUGCCUUAGCAAGUCUCUGUAUUAUGAUUGCUCCCAUGGCCCCACACCUUGCAUCAGAGUUAUGGAAUGGCAUAGCCCAUGUGCAGCAUAAGCUGUGUACACAGUACAACUGGGACGCAGACGUCCUUCUUCAGAAAUGGCCAUCAGUUGACCCAGAAUACUUUCGCCAACCAGACACUGUGGAGGUAUCCGUACUGGUAAACAAUAAAUCCUGCGGUAGGGUUGGUGUGCCCUUUGGUGACUCUCGGGAUUUGGAGAAGGUGCAAGAUCUAGUGCUUCAGAGUUCCCUGGGAGCGACACACCUACAUGGACGCAACAUAAAAAAAGUUUUCCUCUCUCCAAGGACAGCCCUCAUCAAUUUCCUUGUAGAAGAGUAAAAACCGAGAACAAGCAGAGCUGUAGACAUAUCGAUUCACCUAUAUCCAGAUACUGAACACUUUGCUGCAGCACACAAGCCGUUUAAGUGGAUGGAAUAUUACAUCUGACCUGGAAAUCCUGUAGCUGAUGUUAUAUGUCUGAAAGAACCAACUUGUACACUAUCUAGUGAAUUUAAUACGGCCUAUAUGCAUUUGUGGUUUGUUCUGACCAAUUGUUUUGCAAUCCAAAGAGAACAGCCACAAAGUAAAUCCAAGCCAGAGGACAGGUAUUGAUAUAUCAAAAGUUUCAAAAUGUAUUUCUUGUGACAUGUAGACAGUCAUGUUCAGACCAAGCCUAUGAAAUAAAUGUAUUUUCAUAAGUAUAUUUCUUACUUGCAUUAGUAUGCGUAUGUGCUGGAUACAUAUAUUAGGAUUUAAUCAUUAACUUUGGUUAACUUUGUGGUUGUAUUUGAAAUGAAGUGUGUUAUAUAUUGUUAAAACAGUGAGAUCUCUUCAUGUAUCUGUGUAAUAUGCAGGACUAACUCAGCCUGCCUCCCAAGAAACUAUCUACAGUUAGCCUUUUUAUACUUUGUAGUAAGGUUGGACAAUGGAAAUGUGAACAAAUUCCUUUGUGUGUCUCCUUUUUAAUAGAACAUUUAAGAUGGACUAUUGGGUUUUGGUUUCUAUUCAGUGUAUGUAUAAUGUAAAAUAAGUUACUUUCAGUGAAUCACUUUAUGUAUGUCUCCUUAAAUGUAUUACUUGCGCUAUUAUUUGUUAAGAUUAUUUAUGUAAAAUACACUCAUUUUACAGGA
This is a messenger RNA of Spea bombifrons (plains spadefoot toad), 3622 nucleotides long. It is a transcript of the gene LARS2, whose product is annotated as leucyl-tRNA synthetase 2, mitochondrial. The transcript is spliced from 22 exons. Gene Ontology annotation, biological process: leucyl-tRNA aminoacylation; mitochondrial translation. The record is from RefSeq and is a predicted model, not a curated record. Gene Ontology annotation, cellular component: mitochondrion. NCBI's taxonomy places the organism in Eukaryota, Metazoa, Chordata, Amphibia, Anura, Pelobatidae. Gene Ontology annotation, molecular function: leucine-tRNA ligase activity; ATP binding; aminoacyl-tRNA deacylase activity. The coding region runs from base 117 to 2831 and encodes 904 amino acids.